UCUUGGAGGAUAUACAAGYGACAAAAUUCUCAACAAAUAUGGCGUCUGCUAGCGUGAAUUCAUCUUUUUCCGACUAUUACUCCACUUUAGAUGGACCUUCUCGAGAAAGAUAUCAACAAAAAGUUAACUUAGUCGGUUUCGAUCCUUAUGCUCUCAAAAAAAGUGAUUUUAGCGACGAUUUAGACCUAAUUCCUGCCGUAGAAUAUCCAGACAUAGUGAACUAUUUGAUACUUCAGACCUCGUGGGCUACCAACGCUCAAAUGAAGGCUUACAAAUCUAUGGAGGCCUAUAAUUUCUUCAUUUCUGGUUGGGUCAGUACACUACUAAUGCACAAAGCAGCUGARCCCGAUAAAGYAGUCGUUUUUGCGAGGGUAAAUCACUCUCAACGUGCUCGUGAUACACCAUUAAAAUCAUGGAUUUUUGCUGAAAAGACAGGGAGAAUAAUAACUGCUCAUUGUGAUUGUAUGGCGGGACUGAGCGAAGCUUGCUCACACGUGGCAGCCAUCAUGUUUGCGGCUGAAGUUGCAUCGAGAAUGCAUCAUUCGACAACUUGCACUCAAGAAAAGAGCAAGUGGUUGAUUCCCGGUCAUGAAAAAGAGAUACCUUAUGUACCAGUGGAAGACAUUGACUUCACUUCUGCUAAGAAAAAACACGAUCUUUUAGUCAACAAAGACGUUGUUCCUACACCGCUCAGAACUGAUGCACGUGUGCCCACAAAUAACCGGACCAACCUCACUCGUGUCGAUCUGUUGAGAAAAUGUAGUCUUGGUAUCCUGAUGUCAGCUUGA
This is a messenger RNA of Exaiptasia diaphana, 788 nucleotides long. RefSeq lists its product as uncharacterized. Bases 39 to 788 code for a protein of 249 amino acids. NCBI's taxonomy places the organism in Eukaryota, Metazoa, Cnidaria, Anthozoa, Actiniaria, Aiptasiidae. The record is from RefSeq and is a predicted model, not a curated record. The transcript has 3 exons.